UUAAUGCGACGAUGGGCAUGCUAAAGCAAACAGUUCGCUAAGAGCUGUUCGAUAGUGUUAACCGUUGUAAGAAUAAGGUGGUGCUAAAUUUGUUUACAAUACACUUACGCCGUUUACCCUACCGUGUAGUUUAUUUACUAAGUCCCUUCAUUUAUGUCCGUAGCCAUAUAAAUCAAUUUAUCCGGACAUCGACUCUUAAUCUUUUCUUGACCAUAAGGACCAGAGACAGCAGCGCUACUUGAUCGUACAGCCACUGGGAAGCAAUUUUCGAUUCAUUAUGUGUUUAUCAAUGGAGAUAUAUAGUAAUGUGUGAAAAACUCGCCCUCCAGGGUAUUUAUUAGAGGCAGAUAUUGGUAAACUACAUUAUAACUCUUGUCUAUGGUUUUGUGUGGUGUUUUGUUCCGUGCAAAAUUUGAGAAAAUAUGCGAACCAUGUCGACACCUCGACGAAAAAUUUCUAUGUCUUCCAAACAGAAACCAUUGCGGAUUGCAAUUCUGGGACAAAAUGGAGUUGGUAAAUCAGCUUUGACCGUGCGCUUCAUCACACGACGGUUCAUUGGGGACUAUGAUCCGGAUUUAGAAAAGGUUUACGCUUGCUCACGAUGUUUAGACGGUGACACAGUGACCUUAGAAUUAUUGGAUACUGCCGCGCAGGCGGAGAAAAGUCGUUUAGAAGACCACAUAAAGUGGGCGGAGGCUUACAUUCUUAUGUACUCGGUGACCGACCGAUGUAGUUUCGGCGAAGUGAGCAGACUUAAAUUCCUCAUCAAUUCCUACAGUAAGAAGCAACGCAAAAGUGUGUCGUCACCAGAUUCUGUUAUGACAUCAACACCGGUGGUUCUGGUAGCCAAUCAAAUUGAUCGAAUCCAUGACAGAAUGGUUACCGAAGAAGAAGGAUUCCAAAGGUCUUUAGAACUUGGUUGUCUAUCAUUUUACGAAAUAUCUGUUAGAGAAAAUGUAGACUCUGUGUCAAAAAUAUUUGAGGAUAUUUAUCUCAUGUGCCGGAAACCGCGCAAAUGUCGUCAACAGCUGUGUAAACAAUUGUCGUUACCAAGUUUUAUCAACGAGGAGAAACCGGAAGACACCAUGGACACGUCUGCUACUCUGAACAGACGACGGAAAGCAAUCUUUACCGUUAGCUAAUCAGGUCCAUUUUCUGUGAAUUAUCUAUAAAAGU
Messenger RNA from Saccostrea echinata, 1176 nucleotides. RefSeq names its product ras-related and estrogen-regulated growth inhibitor-like. The transcript is spliced from 4 exons. The coding region runs from base 423 to 1142 and encodes 239 amino acids. Lineage: Eukaryota; Metazoa; Mollusca; Bivalvia; Ostreida; Ostreidae. Gene Ontology annotation, molecular function: GTPase activity; GTP binding. The record is from RefSeq and is a predicted model, not a curated record.